This is a messenger RNA of Hemisphaericaspora subhashii, 1683 nucleotides long. RefSeq lists its product as uncharacterized. The transcript has a single exon. Gene Ontology annotation, cellular component: nucleus. The record is from RefSeq and is a predicted model, not a curated record. Gene Ontology annotation, molecular function: DNA binding. The coding region runs from base 1 to 1683 and encodes 560 amino acids. NCBI's taxonomy places the organism in Eukaryota, Fungi, Ascomycota, Pichiomycetes, Serinales, Debaryomycetaceae.
AUGCCUUCACAGCAACAACUACUUAUAGAAAAGUUGAAAAUCGAAGAAGAGGCGGAAGCCAGGCUUAAAGAAGCAGUCCUACUUCAUGCGAACCAGGAUGAAAGACCUCUCACAAAACUUGCAGCUGAUUUGAACGUUGAUUAUGAUACAUUGUAUCGUAGAGUUCAUGGAUCUGAGUCUAGGAAGAUAAGUCAUAAUAAGCAGAGAAAUUUGACUUUCGAGGAAGAGCUCAUAUUGGAAAAUUGGAUAAAGAAUGAGUAUAUUCAUGGUAGGGCAGCGAGUAAAGUUCGGAUUGAACAACUCGCCGUCAUGAUGAUGCAAUCCAGAGAUUGUUAUAAGAAGUUAGGAACCAAAUGGUUUUACCGGUUCAGAAAAAGACACCCUGAUAUCCAUUUGAAGAGGCUCAAGUCUAUGCCUAAGGGUAGAAUGGAAGGUUCUAAGUAUGAGAAACUCGAAGCUUGGUUUGAAAAGUUCGAGAAUACCGUGAAAAGUCUCAACAUUUUGCCAGAAAAUAUAUACAACAUGGAUGAAACUGCUGUCCAGGUUUUGGAGCAGUCAAAUGACUAUAUGGCCAUAUCUAUUUCUGCUGGUUAUCGACAACAAGAGGGAUCAACUCGUUCUGAACUUUCCACGAGCAUCGAAACAAUUUCAGCAACGGGGAAAUUUUUGCAGCCUUUGUUUAUUAUGAAGGGUGAAAACUUCAUGACAACGUGGUUUGAUGUUAAGGGAAACAACAUUCCCGAAUUUUCUUGGGGAUUAACUGUGAACGGCUGGUCUUCGACCACGAAGGCAUGUUGGUGGCUUAAUAAUAUAUUUCUUGAACAAACUAAACCCGCUGAUCCAGACCAAUGGAGGUUGCUAGUACUUGAUGGCCAUGCAAGCCACACAUCAAAUGAUUUUGUCUGUUUGGCCAAGAAACACAAAGUGUAUCCUUUGUAUAUUCCUGCCCAUUCUUCCCACUUAACGCAGCCAUUAGACUUGGUUGUGUUUGCAAAGGUGAAGAAGUACUUUAAAAAAGAUGUGGUCGAGAAAAUAAGAACUUCGAGAAGACUCAGCUUGGAAAAGAAGGAAAUUAUUCUUUCAUACGACGACGCACGGAAAAGAUCGUUUACUGAGCACAGUAUCCUAAGUGCUUGGAGGAGGGCUGGCCUUGUUCCAUAUAAUCCGCUGAAAGUAUUGGAUAGACCGGAAGUCAUUAGAUCUCCGGAGCAAGAAGUUGACACUACAACGGAAGAUGUUAGUAUCCCAAUGGAAGAAGACCCUUUCAUCGAUCAAAUUGAACCCGCCUUUGUUGAUCCUAAACGUCCAGAUGCUUUCGAACUCAAUGCGGCAGCUUUUAGCAAUAGGAAAAGUGAUUUAUUUGGUUUGCAUUUGAUCAGAUGCUACCAGGCGGAAUGUAACAAGCUUCAAGCAGAACUAGUCGUUGCACAACGUGAAAUUGAAGCUCUAAAAGCAUGGAAGGAAAAAGCCGAAACUAAAACAAAGGGCAGAAGGGUUGCUGCUAGUCCUAACAGUAAGGCUCUCAAUAGUGAAACCAUGCGUAACAAGCUUCAUGAAGCAGGUGCAACCCCGAAUGGUAGUCCAAUUAGAAGAAAGAGAAGAAGAGCCAAUAAAACUCCAGAAGGAUCUCCAAGGAGGCCAUCUCAACGAUCCUUGAAUUCUGCCAAUUUAUCGCAUCCCUAG